AUGCCUGCUAUCAUACUUUUUCGUCGCGGUUGGCGCUUUGGCAGUGAUGAUUUUGUCUUAUCGUCACUGUUUGUCAUUAGUCUUCGCAUCAUCGGAUUCAUUCUUGCUAUUUUACCAACAUACCUAUAUUGGAAAUCCGAGCCAUAUCUUCCUGAUUUAGUUUUGACCGUUUUAAAUGGUGCUGUUAUUCUUGAUUCUAUUCAAAUCUUUCUACGAUGUAUCAUAGCCUAUUUGAGCUCUCAAGGUGGAAUAGCAGAAAUUGAAAAACGCAAACACGUCCCUUUACUUCUUUAUUUUGAUCUAAUUUUCAAAAUUUGCGAGCUAAUUGUGUACUCUUUUCUGCUAUACGUUGAAACUUUUCUCACUAAUUGCCUUUCUAAGGCCUGUGUCUUUGUACGGGCUGCCUGCAUUUAUGGAAUAUUUCUAGUGGUGUGUGACCUCCUUCUAUUUCUCACGAAGUAUGAUUCAACUGGUCGUGUUUGGCGUCAUUAUCCAAACAUUUGGUGCAUGGAAGAAGGCUCUAAUUCCCAACGUCUCAACAAAAUUCAGGCUCAUCGUCUUGUUGCCCGGCUGUGGCAUCGUCGUAUUCGUUGCUUAGCCUGUGUCGGUAAUUCCUGUGGUCGUCUAGAUAUGGACACUAAAAUUAGCAAUACUAAUGCUAUGGCCAUGGUUUCUGAGUUGGUUGGUAAUUAUUUUAUGACGAAUCUGGUGGCGACAGAUCUUCUUGCAGGCCUGAUGCUUUUACGAUGGCAGACACAUCAGUGGGUUGAUUGUGGAAAUAGCGUUCCUCUUGAGCGAGUCCUGCAAGACUCGUAUCCUUAUGACCCAGGAGCUGUCACAACCUGCACUCUUUUCAAUGUUGACAGGGAGCUGUCACAAGCUGCACUCUUUUCAAUGUCUUCAUCGAUCACUUGUACAGACUGUCACGGGCAUCAAGUGCUUAUUAUAUAUUCAGAUGAUCUUUUUCUAUGCAAUCUGGUGCGACAACAACGGAAUGGUUAUCAACACCUUGGAAACCGCAUUACAAACACUUUCAUUGGCCCACCUCAACAUGAAUCCGCACUUAAGGUACAAGGAUGCUUCUCUGGAAAAAUCAACGAGUUCACUUAUCACGAAGUGACGUUCGACGCAAAGCUAAUAUUUGAAAGCCACACUGCUAAAGUAGGGGAACGAAUCUCCUCUAGACGGAACGUACUGAAGCGCCACUCUGGUAGCAUAUGGAGCAGUACAAGAUCAAACUUAAACACCACUUACAAGAUGUUUGUUCAACCAAUAAAGCUGUAUUGCUGUGAGCCACUCAUUAAAGCCUCUGAGGUAACUGAUCCUCCUUACGCCAAUCAUAUGAGGCCCAUAAUUCAACAAGAAUUGGAGAGUCCUUUUGAUCGUCUAGCCUAUGACUGGUUAAGUAUUCGUCGACUUUGGAUUUAUUCGAAGCAUGUCACCGCCGUAUACGGAAGCCUCCUCUACCUCAUCUCCAAACGCCUCUCUCCCACAGCCAUCUCAAAUCUCUGUAAAUACCUUCAGUGCCCCGAAACUACUGCUUGCUGUUGUUGUUGUGGCAGUCGUUCUAUUCGUCAUAAGCCGAGUUCAGUAUCUUGA
This is a messenger RNA of Rodentolepis nana, 1599 nucleotides long. Lineage: Eukaryota; Metazoa; Platyhelminthes; Cestoda; Cyclophyllidea; Hymenolepididae. The record is from the annotation of a GenBank genome assembly.